AAUUUACUAACGAAUAUAGAAUUAAACGUAGAAAUAAUGGACAUAAACAAUACGGAUUUGUAUCUACAUUUUUAUACAACAAGCGUAUGAAUAAGUUUAUCUUUGAAUUACGUGGUCAGGGCAAUGAGAUUCAGUUAAAAAUAAACAAAGAGGAUAUCGAGAAAGUAUUCGAUGCUCCAGACAGGUUUGAUAUUGAACAUGUUGUUAAAUUAGAGAAAUGGGAUAUGAUUACUGAAGUUCUUGAAGAAACAGGAUUAGAUAUCAAAAAGAUUUCCUGUGAGAUUAAAUACUUUGG
Molecule: messenger RNA, 295 nt
Organism: Racocetra persica
Lineage: Eukaryota; Fungi; Glomeromycota; Glomeromycetes; Diversisporales; Gigasporaceae
Source: the annotation of a GenBank genome assembly